Nicotiana tabacum (common tobacco) is the source of this 831-nucleotide messenger RNA. The record is from RefSeq and is a predicted model, not a curated record. NCBI's taxonomy places the organism in Eukaryota, Viridiplantae, Streptophyta, Magnoliopsida, Solanales, Solanaceae.
AUGCAGGAAAAGUUGACAGUUCAUGACGCAGCAAUAAAGAAUAUUGAAACUCAAUUAGGGCAGUUGUCCAUGGCCUUAAACAACCGCCCCCAUGGAACAUUGCCAACCGACACGAACAUUAACCCCAAGGAGAAAAAUCCGAAUCAGCUGAUGGCAGUAAGUCUCCGGAAUGGGAGAGAUUUAGACAGGGAGCAAGAAGUUGCACAAUCCAGCAGAGGGACUACGCUAGCCACUCCAGUUCCAUUGGAGGUAGAUGAAUCAGCAGAACUUACUGAAGUGGUGGUUGAACAGGUUCAGGAUGAUAAAGGUAAGGCUAAAGAGAGUAAACAAGUUGCAAAACAUGUGGUACCUCUUGUGCCACAGAACCCCAACAAAGAGAAGCCAACAAGCAGUGCACAAAGGACAUGUAGUGUGGUAGUGACAAGACCCAUGGCUCAAAAGAUGUCUGACCCAGGUAGCUUCACUAUUCCGUGUACUAUUGGGAGUUAUGCCUUUGCAAAAGCAUUGUGUGACUUAGGAGCCAGCAUAAACUUGGUGCCUUUGGCAAUAUAUACAAAACUAGGCAUUGGCAGAGCUAGAUCGACUUCGAUGUUGUUGCAACUGGCUGACCGCACAGUUAAAAGGCCGACAUGGAUUCUCAAUGAUGUGUUGGUACAAGUGGGGAAGUUUGUAUUCCCUGUAGACUUUGUUAUUUUGGAUUUCCAGGUAGAUGAGGUGAUACUCAUCAUUCUAAGGAGGCCAUUCUUAGCCACUGGGAGAGCAUUGAUUGAUUGUGAAACUGGGGAAUUAAAAAUGAGGUUGAACGAUGAAGAAUUCAUAUUCAACGUUUAG